AUGAGCUUCUCCUCGCUGCUGUCGCGGGGAGCGGCAGACAUCCUGGAGGAGCUGCAAGCUUUGACAGCCAAGACAAUGGAGAAGGUGGAGGUGACAAAACAGUACGAAGUCAUCCGAGAGCUGGGCAAGGGGACAUAUGGGAGAGUGGACCUGGUCAUCCACAAGGUCAGAGGCACCAAGAUGGCUCUGAAGUUCUUGCGGAAGAAGACAACAAAGCAGAAGAGUUUCCUGCAGGAAUAUUGCAUCUCCCGCUACCUCUCUUCCUGCCCGUACAUCAUCGGCAUGUAUGACAUUGCCUUUGAGACUGAAGAGUACUAUGCCUUUGCCCAGGAGUACGCCGUGGCCGGAGAUCUCUUCGAUAUUAUUCCACCACAGGUUGGACUUUCUGAACACACGACAAAACGCUGUAUCUACCAAGUUGCACUGGCCUUGGAUUACCUACACAACCGCAAGCUUGUCCACCGCGACAUCAAACCUGAAAACAUCCUCAUCUUUGACAAAGAGUGCCGAAAGGUUAAACUCUCUGAUUUCGGCAUGACUAGGAUUGCGGGGACAACUGAGAAGCGGGUGAGCGGCACCAUCCCAUACACAGCACCAGAACUUUGUGAGACUUCCAAGCACAGCGGGUUUGUGGUGGAGUACAGCAUCGACGUCUGGGCCUUCGGGGUCCUGCUCUUCUGUAUGAUGACCGGGAACUUCCCCUGGAAAAAGGCUUUGCACUUAGACUCUUUCUAUUACGAAUUCCUACAAUGGCAAAAGUACAAAAACGCUAACGUGCCAUCUCAGUGGCGUCGAUUCACGCCUCACGCCCUGAAAAUGUUCAGCAAGCUGCUCUCCAUUGAGCCGGAGAAGAGGUGUGCCAUUAAGGAUAUUCUCUGGUACUUUGGCAAGAAUUGGCUGAUUAGCAAGGAGGAGCCUCCGGUGGCUGAUGCUAAAACCAACAACGACGUCUACGUCCACGUCAAACCGCAAGGUCUUCCGUUCCUCAACGGCAAACACUCUCGACAGCAAUAAAUCCGACACCAGCCCCAGUUUAUCGUUCUCUUCGUGCAGCAGCUAUGAGGAUGUUCCAAAAGACAGCAAUUCAAACAUGUUAGUGUCAGCGCCCAUUGAAAUCUGCGUCUGA
Staurois parvus is the source of this 1126-nucleotide messenger RNA. The record is from the annotation of a GenBank genome assembly. Lineage: Eukaryota; Metazoa; Chordata; Amphibia; Anura; Ranidae.